AACAAAUUUAAGUCGGGAUCGAGAUCCGCAUUAUUUGUAAACAAUGUGAUAAGAUACACAAAAUUUGACAAAAUCACAAAUCCAAAUGGACGCAAUAUUUCACGAAGAACAAGAGGGAUCACUUUGUGCUCAGCAUUGCUUGAAUGCAUUAUUACAAGGACAGUACUUCAGUGCAGUAGAUUUGGCCGACAUUGCUCGUCAGCUGGAUGAAUCAGAACGGUUAAGGAUGGCAGAAGCAGGGACACAGAGUAUAGAGUAUCAGAGGUUUAUACGGCAAGGUUCCAGUAACUUUGAUGACAGUGGCUUCUUCUCCAUACAAGUAAUAGACAAAGCCAUACAAGUAUGGGGCUUAAACCUAGUGCAAUUUAACUCCCAAGACCCUAUUGCUAGGGAAGCAAGACAGAAUCCAGUAGAUAAGAAUGCUUAUAUAUGCAAUUUCCGAGACCACUGGUUUUGUAUCAGGAAGAUUGGAAAGCAGUGGUUUAACCUAAAUUCCCUCCUUACGGGUCCUGAACUCAUAUCUGAUACCUAUCUCUCCUUGUUUCUCACACAGUUGCAACAAGAAGGUUACUCCAUAUUCAUCGUAACUGGCCGACUGCCAGAGUGUGAAGCUGACGACCUCCUGAACCUUGCCCCUGCAGUACAGCUGAUCAAACCGAGGCUGAUCAACGAGAAUCAGUCGAUCAGUAAGUCGGAGGCACAGACAGACGACCCCGAGCUACAGCGGGCGCUGAUGGAGAGUCGAUGUGAGAACGAGAAGGAUGAUAAAAUGUUACAGAGGGCAUUACAGAUGAGCUUAGAGGGAUAUGUGAUAGAAGAUGACAACCCCCCGCCAGGACCAAGUCAAGAUAAGGUUCAGGCCCCUUCCAAAGAGGUCAAAGCUCCCACACAGGAGGAGUUGAGACAGAAAAGACUAGCUUUCUUACAGCGGCUGGACCAGACAGCCAAAGGCACUGAGGAAGAAGAGAGGACCACAGAGCCUACUGACCCUAAAUCAACUGCAACAGAGGGAGUCAGCCAGCCAGAGGGAGUCAGCCAGCCAGAGGAAAGCCAGGGUUCUCCACAGGAGGAGCAAAUGGAGAAAGAAUCAAAAGAAGAAGACAUCCCAGAGGAUGAAAUGUUAAAACAAGCAAUUGCAAUGUCCAUGGAGGGUCAGGGAUAACAACACACCCCUAACAACGUUACCUGAAGAAAUCCAAGGAAGGGUGGAACUGGCUGUUCAAAUUCAUCAUCGGUCGGCAGAAACUUCAUCUACUGACUAUGCUAACGGUGCCAUAUCCCCGCAGCCUUUACCAAUAGAUCUUUUGUGCAUUUACUUAACUAGUGCAUGGUACAUGCGUAUCGGUACUCAUAUUAGUUUACCCCUGUGAUAUCAUUCUGAUAUACUCACUGUUGGUACGGCCCAGUUUUUCUUUCACCACUGAUGGGCAGUAUAUACCUAUACUUGAAGAAUGGCUGCAGUCGUCAGGAUCUAACUGCUCCUAUAGUGGAUGCUGGCUGUUUGUGGCUUGUAAUUUUUCUGUUUGGUGCUGUAGUACAAAUGAUGCAAACGCUUUUUUCCAGUUAUAAAUUGGAUGUAAUCUGAUGAUUUUUACAAAAAAUAGUGCAUAUUUCUGAAUAGUGGAUAGUUUUGUUCAAGUCUAAAGUUUAGUCAAAAGUUGUCAAUUUUUUUUAUAGCAUUAUAUAUACAUGUAUAUGUACCAAUACUUAAUCAUCUUUCUACAGUAUAUAUAUGAAUUGUGUGUAUUGAAAUAUUUGCAAUGAAUUUACAUCUAUGGAUUGAUAUUAUUUUUUAUUGCAAAGCAUGAACAUUGUGAACAAAUAAAAUGUUUUUGUAUCUAGAUACUAGUAAAAUGUAUUUGAUACUUUUCUUUCAAUGUUGUUGGGGUUUUUUUUAGUCUCUUUUUUUUGGGUGGGGGGGGGGGGGGGGUAUUAAAAACCUAAAAGUUUCACAGUUGUGUUUAUUUACUGAAAAUAUGUCAUAUGUAUAAAAUCAUGAAUAUACAAUAAGGAUGUAUGACAAUUUAUUUUGAUUUUAAACUGGGAAGGUUUAACAAUGUAGUAUUACAUACAUAUGUUGAAUCAUGGAAAUUAAUGAGUUUGAAGUAAAUGGGACAAUGAGAAAAAUUGUAUUGAUUAUUAAACUAUAUUGGUAUUUCUUUAGAAAAUCAUGGUUAAAAAUUUACUUGUGCAAUUGAAAAAUGUUUUUCCUUACAAUUUAAAGUAAAAUGACACUUUGCAUUGAAUCAGUAUUCACUAUUUAUGGUUGUGCUAAUAAAAAUGUCUUCUCAAAGACAUCAAAUACGUUUU
Molecule: messenger RNA, 2310 nt
Organism: Magallana angulata
Lineage: Eukaryota; Metazoa; Mollusca; Bivalvia; Ostreida; Ostreidae
Product: ataxin-3-like
Exons: 7
Coding region: 86-1162 (358 amino acids)
Biological process (GO): protein deubiquitination
Cellular component (GO): nucleus
Molecular function (GO): cysteine-type deubiquitinase activity
Source: RefSeq, a predicted model, not a curated record